This is a messenger RNA of Exaiptasia diaphana, 1446 nucleotides long. RefSeq names its product WD repeat-containing protein 34-like. The transcript is spliced from 16 exons. The record is from RefSeq and is a predicted model, not a curated record. Gene Ontology annotation, cellular component: cytoplasmic dynein complex; ciliary plasm. Gene Ontology annotation, molecular function: dynein heavy chain binding; dynein light chain binding. Lineage: Eukaryota; Metazoa; Cnidaria; Anthozoa; Actiniaria; Aiptasiidae. Gene Ontology annotation, biological process: intraciliary transport.
UCUCCCAUUUUGUAAAUUUCCAAAACAUGGCAACYAAAACUCAUUUACUUUUUAUGGAUUUUUAGUGUUGUCUUAGCAAAAGUAAUAAUGUUUUCCAAUGAAACACAAGAAGGAGUUUUCUUUGAAUCGUCCUGGAAAACUGAGAGAACAGUUAAAGAUGGUUUUGCUCAAACAAGUGAAAUUAUUACAUACGAGGCCGAUGCACAAGCUGUUUUUAAGAAGGAUAUUGAGAUUCAAACAGAUGAAGAGCCAGAGAAAGAAAUAGCAAUAGCAAACGACGAUAAUUCUCAGAAACUAAAUGAUUUCCURUUGCGAGUUUAUCCUGAAUUGAGUAGACAGUUAGAGGCCAAUAUAAGAAGUCAUGCAUUUGAUGGCUAUGAUGUUGAUUGGGAAGAAAAAUCAAGCUCUGUUACUUGUGAGUUUAAUCUUGUAAAUGAAGACAAGGAAGAGCUCCAAGUAACUGGGCUGUCUUGGAAUUCAACUGGUUCUGUGAUUGCUGCUUCUUAUGGAAGGUUUGAUCAUGAAGAUUGGUGUACUCAUAAGUCUUCCCUUUGUACGUGGAAUAUAGACAGAAAGACCUUGAAAACUAACAAACCAGACUCAACCAUAGACUUGUCGAGUUGUUUAAUGAGCAUAGCUUUUCAUCCUAAGCUACCUGCUGUUAUUGCUGGAGGGACAUUUAAUGGUGAGGUACAGGUGUGGGAUUUGAGUAAAGAAGAUGAUUUGUUAAUAGGGACGUCUGGGCUGGGGAAUGAAUCACACAGAGAACCUGUCACAAAGGUUAUGUGGAUAAGUGAUGCAGCUUCGAAAGGAAAGAAAUAUCAGAUACUAAGUACAAGUGGUGACGGCAAGGUGUUGCUMUGGGGACUGCCCUCUCAAGGAUCACAAGAUCUCAAGAUUUUAAAAACCUACAAAUUCUGCUGGACAGGGUUCAUUGAAGCUGAUGAUAACUGACAUUCUCUUCUUGCAGUGACUACCCUGUCAUUCUCUCAUGAAGACAAGACAUUGUUUGUUCUUGGCUCAGAGUCUGGUGGAGUGUUUAAGUGUUCUACUAAUGCACGAGGCACAGCUGUUAYAAAUACAGCAAGCUCUGUGCCCUUGUUGUCUCCUGUUACUUUUGCCUUUGCUCACCACAUUGGUCCUGUAUUUUCUGUUGAGUGCUCACCAUACCAUAGGAAUCUAUUCUUAACAUGUGGAACUGAUGGGACCAUCAGAAUUUAUACAAUGUUACAGUCCAAGCCACUGCUGUCGCUGGAGCCCGGUGCAGGGUAUUUAUUCAGAGUGCGUUGGUCACCUGUCAGACCUUUAGUGUUCUCUGUGGUCACAGCAGAUGGAAGACUUCUUAUUUAUGAUCUUAAGGUGAAUCAAAUCAAUCCAGUUGUCACUCUAGAAGUUUCUUCACACAAGACACCAGUACAAUCAUUGGAAUACAAUGUACACAGGUAA